UCCACGCAAACUCAGUACUUGCAUCACCCUCAGACCAUUUAACCCCAGGUGAUAGCAAAACCGCCGGCAUCGCCGGUGAUAUCAGCCACACCUCGCAACCAUUUUACAUCCCCAUCGCUCACCAGUCACCUAAAUUCAUCAUUCAUCAACAUCUCAGGGCAGCUGUCAUGGAGAUCAAGGGACGAGUCGCUCUCGUCACUGGAGCUGCUUCUGGCAUCGGUAGGACAUAUGUCGAGGAACUUUUGAAUCAUGGAGCUACGGUUUCGAUAUGUGAUAUAAAUGCCGAAGAGGGUGAGAAAUUGGCGAACAGUUUGAUGACAAAACAUGGAAAAGAUAAAGUUAUUUUCUGCCAGUGUGACGUCACGGAUUAUCCGCAAUUCGAAGAGUCUUUCAGGACGACUAUUUCAACGUUCGGUCGUAUUGAUAUCGUUAUCAACAACGCCGGCAUAAUGAAUGAUAGAUUCUGGGAGCUGGAGGUCGACAUCAAUCUUAAUGGUGUUAUCAGGGGUACUCUACUCGCCCAACGAUACCUGGGGAUUGAUAAAGGUGGGAGAGGUGGAGUUGUCGUAAAUACUGGGAGUAAUGUAAGUUUAAAUCCGUACAUCAGCGUGCCAAUUUAUUCUGCCACAAAAGCUGCCAUCGUUAGUCUCACAAGGGCCUUCGGGGACAAAUACCACGUGGACUUGACAGGUGUCAGUGUCAUGGCGUUAUGCCCGAGUGCCACUACUGACAGUAAUUUAAUCCGCGAUGUUGGCAAACAAUUACUGUUCCCUCGUUAUGAGGAUGCAUGGCGUCGGGAUACCGCUUCCAGUGUUCCACAAAAAGCUGACCACGUGGGAAAAGCACUGAUUCAUGUUCUAAAUGUCGGAAGAAGUGGCAGCGUAUGGCUAGUAGAAAACAGUCAAUCAGCCCGAGAAGUCAUUUUUCCAAAAUGAGAUAAAUGACAGAGAAACUAAAUUAAUAUCUUCAACUCUACUUAAUUAACAAUUGAUUGGUAAACACGUCCAAGUGACAUUUAUCGCUUUUUACCUGCUGAAUGAAAUUUUAUGCCGUACCAAAUUAAUGGAGUUUUUAUACCGUAUCUGGCUAGAUUAAAUCGCUGACUAGUGCUGAAUCAUUAGCCUGUCAUCGAGAUAAAUUCCCCAUGUUCCGGGGUAUUUCGCAAAUAAGUCCACGUAUGAAAAAAAUUAAUAGAAAAAACCUAGGGUCUCUGUAAAAAUUCUUGUAAAUUCCUGUUGGAACUCUAAAUAUUCUCUUUAAAGAAUUCUAACUCGUCGACAAUUUAAUUAAUUAACAGCACUCUGAGUGAUUAAAAAGAUGAAAAUACGAAAUUCAGAGAAAAGGGAAAUUACGAUUCUCAUAGAGAUGAUUCCAGUGGCGAAAUAACAUUCUCGAAGUUAACAUAAUUCAUUAAAAAGGUGAAUAUUUGGAAAGAAGAAUUUUUCUCAUUUCUCUAUUGAAUUUUUUCAUACAUUCAUCUACGACUCCGCCCAGGUAUCAUUCAUUCUUCGUCUCACCACAGCUUUAUUAUAUUAAAAAAUCAACCCAUAUUUCAUAUGGAACGGGUGAUCUACAUAAUCAUUAAUCAAUCAUAUAGUUGUAAUCGGGACCCUAAGAUAGUAUAAAAAUUGUUGAUAUGAAUUUUGUUCGCAUUGAUCGUCUGUAUGAGUUGCUAGCUUGUUCGAAUAAAGAUUACCUAGUCUUUUA
Fopius arisanus is the source of this 1707-nucleotide messenger RNA. RefSeq names its product 15-hydroxyprostaglandin dehydrogenase [NAD(+)]. The coding region runs from base 168 to 935 and encodes 255 amino acids. Gene Ontology annotation, molecular function: oxidoreductase activity, acting on the CH-OH group of donors, NAD or NADP as acceptor. The record is from RefSeq and is a predicted model, not a curated record. Lineage: Eukaryota; Metazoa; Arthropoda; Insecta; Hymenoptera; Braconidae. The transcript is spliced from 7 exons. Gene Ontology annotation, cellular component: cytoplasm.